Cynoglossus semilaevis (tongue sole) is the source of this 1870-nucleotide messenger RNA. It is a transcript of the gene lrpap1, whose product is annotated as low density lipoprotein receptor-related protein associated protein 1. The record is from RefSeq and is a predicted model, not a curated record. The coding region runs from base 298 to 1269 and encodes 323 amino acids. NCBI's taxonomy places the organism in Eukaryota, Metazoa, Chordata, Actinopteri, Pleuronectiformes, Cynoglossidae. Gene Ontology annotation, cellular component: cis-Golgi network; endomembrane system; endoplasmic reticulum-Golgi intermediate compartment. The transcript has 11 exons. Gene Ontology annotation, molecular function: receptor antagonist activity; low-density lipoprotein particle receptor binding; lipase binding. Gene Ontology annotation, biological process: negative regulation of receptor internalization; negative regulation of very-low-density lipoprotein particle clearance.
CUGUGGCAUUCACCUCAGCACAACCCAAGGAUGCAGUGACUUCAAGCACUCCUGGGUGGGUGAGGGAAGGAGAGACCUCAGAAGAACCAAGAGAUGCUACGAAAAAGGUUCAUAAAAGAGUGACAAUCUGUGUCUGUGCCUUCCUCGUGGGGCUGGUUUACUGGCAGGCUUAAACAACAUCCCAAUCAGCUUGCAAGUGGAAACUGGUAUCUGGGAAGGACAUCUGCUGAAAACUUAGUGCAAGGAAAGCUGGCAAAACAUGAAUUCAGAGCUGUCUGGAAGGAAAAGGAACGCCUGAUGAUGCAGUACUUCAUCAGGUCAUGCAGAGACCUCACACCAAUCCCAGAGGAAACAAAGCCAAAGAUGGGGCACCGCCUCGUACAGCAGAUGCAGAUGUCUCCUGUGCGUCAAGCAGAACUGCACAGUGACCUAAAGAUCCAGGAAAAGGACGAGCUGCAGUGGAAGAAGAUAAAGGUGGAGGGGUUGGAUGAAAAUGGAGAGAAAGAGGCUCAGCUCAGACGAAACUUUAACGUGAUCUUGGCCAAGUAUGGGAUGGAUGGGAAGAGAGACACACGACCCAUGGAGAGUAAUUCCUUGAAGGAUCACGACAGCAGAGAAGGAGACAUGUUUGAAGACCCCAGGCUGGACAAGCUGUGGAACAAGGCUAAGGGGUCAGGAAAGUUUUCUGACGAGGAGCUGCUCAGCCUGAAGAGGGAGUUUCAGCAUCACAAGGACAAGAUCCAUGAGUACAGUAUUCUGAUGGACACCAUCAGCAGGACUGAGGAAAUCCACAAGAACGUGAUCUCUCCUCUGGAGGGUGAAGCUAAAGAGCAGGUGCUGCAACACAAACACACAGACCUGAAGCAAAAAAUGAGAGACCUCAACCAAGGCUUCGAACGACUGCGUAGACUGAGCCACGAGGGCUUUACAGAAGACAGUGACUUUCAUGAGCCUCGUGUGAUUGAACUGUGGGAGGCUGCCAGACGAUCCAACCUGACUGAAGAUGAGCUGGACUCUCUCAAGGAGGAGCUGCGUCACUUUGAGACCAAGGUGGAGAAGCACAGCCAUUACCAGGAGCAGCUGGAGCUCUCCCACCAGAAGCUGCAGCACGUGGAGGCUCUAGGCGACAAGGAGCACAUCAAGAGGAACCAGGAGAAGUACAACACCCUGUCUGAGAAGACCAGGGAGAUGGGCUACAAGAUGAAGAAACACAUGCAGGAUCUAUCCAAUAAGAUCCUCCGCUCAGGACUGAAGCACAAUGAGCUGUGAGACGUUCAAGUUCUGUUGGUCUCAUCACUCAAGGUUAAUUGAAAACAUUAUCUUCAGCCGCCCCUCACCCCCUGCACUUCUUUGUUGUUUUCUACUUUACAGUUUUAUUAGGUGUUGAUUUUCUACCAAUGUAGUACAUGUCUGUGUAUGUUCUCAGUCAUCCAGGUCAUUUUAUCCAAUGAUAGUUACAUCGGGGGCAACUGGACGGAGAAGGUGUCUUGAAGACGUUUCACCUCUCAUCCAAGAGGCGACUUCAGUUCUGACUGACUGCUGGGAAGUUCUGGUAUUUGGCCUCAGAGAAGCUGCAUGCCAGUAACGAGGAGGGCGGAAUGUAAAGUCACCAGGUUAGUGUGAAUGGGGAGUGGUACCAUAGCUAUGGAUGGUUCCACCUGAGCAACACAUUUGGCUGAGUGUCCUUUGAAAUGACACUGUGGUCUUGUUGUCAGGGAGAGAACUCAGGACGACGUUAUAGGUGGAUGAAAGGUUGUGUCUCAAACCACCUCCUCUGUUGAGAGAUGAUUUCUCCAGAUUGAUGUAGAUGGCUUCCUUCACCCCUCUCUCAAACCACCUGUCUUCUCUGUGUACAUCCUCAUCCACAAAA